AGCACAACCCCAGAAUGGUCAUCCGCAGCCUGUUCCCGGUGUUUGACCUCUUCAGAGACCGCCUGCUGGAGUCCAACCGUAAGGUGAACCUGUACGCCCUGGAGGCCCUGCAGGGGAUGGUGCGCCUGCUGAAGGACAACCUGUCCGGGGUGCUCAACCACCUGGUGCCCGCCAUCGUGGACAACCACCUCAACUCCAAGAACCGCGCUGUGUACUCGGCCGCCACAGGGGCCCUCUGCGAGCUGGUGCUGAACCUCGACAACAGCCUCCUCCUGGAGCCGUUCUGCUUCAAGGCACGGGUUCUUAGCGGCCAAGCAAAGGUGGAUCUGAUCGAGAAGGUUGCAGAGCUGGUGACGGAGCUGUACCCCCGCCGGCCCCAGCUGGUGGAGCAGAAGGCGCUGCCCCUGCUGUGGGGCCUGCUGGGCCCGUCCAGCGGCAGCGUGCACCGGGCGACCACCAGCCUGUGCCGAGCCCUCCACCAUCAGAUGGGGCCCGGCCUGCGGCAGAGCGCCGCCUCUCAGCCCCCGAGCGUCGGCAGGGACCUCAACCAGCUGCUGAGAACCAUGUCCUGAAUAAAAAAUGACCUAAGGACGGGAACGAGAAGACUCACUGCUCUCUUUGCACUUUUACAGGUAACUUGUGUUGCACUUUAACAGGUACAAUUUACAAUUACAAUUAGGGCAUUU
Molecule: messenger RNA, 686 nt
Organism: Gadus chalcogrammus (walleye pollock)
Lineage: Eukaryota; Metazoa; Chordata; Actinopteri; Gadiformes; Gadidae
Product: TOG array regulator of axonemal microtubules protein 1-like
Exons: 4
Coding region: 15-572 (185 amino acids)
Biological process (GO): microtubule cytoskeleton organization
Cellular component (GO): cilium; cytoplasmic microtubule
Molecular function (GO): microtubule binding
Source: RefSeq, a predicted model, not a curated record